This is a messenger RNA of Anastrepha obliqua, 1086 nucleotides long. RefSeq names its product protein KRTCAP2 homolog. Bases 176 to 622 code for a protein of 148 amino acids. Lineage: Eukaryota; Metazoa; Arthropoda; Insecta; Diptera; Tephritidae. The transcript is spliced from 3 exons. The record is from RefSeq and is a predicted model, not a curated record.
CGUGCAGGUGACAUACGGCGACGUUUUCGUCAUUUGAAGUUAUUAAUUGUUACUACUGUUAUUGCUACUUGUUUACAAAUCAAAGGCAAAGGAAUUUCUAGCUAGAUAUUCAAUUUGCGAAUAUCUGUUAAAAUUUUAACCACCGGCAUUUGUUAGCAAGCGAAGACAAUCAAAUAUGGCAACGAAAGCAAAAGACGGCGGCAGUCUACUUGUGUCGGCGGUUUUCUCCUGCAUUCUGAGUUUGGUAAUAUUCUUCAUGAUGCGUUUUUAUGCUGAGUGGAUUGCUACCUCACAGAUGCAUGCUAUAGUGAUUGCUCUCAUUGGCGCAUUGCUAUUUCUGCUCGCACUCGCUACUGUCUCCAGAUCUGUGAUUUUGGUGUUUGGUAACGAGUUCCAUGCUAAAUUCAUACCCGAUAUAAUGGCGUGUGCGGCACUUGCAGCGGCUGCAUUCGGUGUUGUGCAUCGUGUUUGCACCAUAACUUGGAUUCUCUUUGGGAUUGUGGCAGUAUAUGUAGUUAAUCGCAUCUUCAACAAAUUUAUUGAAAAAGCAUCUAUGCCAGAAGGAAUGUCACCAUGCAAAUCCGAGAAAAAGAAGAAAAAGAUAAAACGCCAACGCAUAUAAUGAAUUUAAUUAAUUUUAGCAAGGCGAUUAUUGCUUUAAUAGUAGCUUACUUUAUUCCAAACAAAACUUUUUUGUGAGUAAUUUGGCUCUGGCUUUGGGCUUUAAGAUUCAGUACGGACAGAUACUUUUGAAAUAAUAUUUUACUAAGAGAAAUUUGUAGAGUUUGGUAAGCUUUUAAAGCUGCGAAUUGUGGGUUUUAUACAAUAACUAUGCAAAGAGAACAAAUAAUCAAAUUUUUAUAUAAAUUUAAAAAUUUAUAUUAGCACAAUAAAAUACUAUAAAAACGUGUCAAAUUUGAGAAACUUAAAAAGCUUUAAAUUAAAAUUAAAAAAAAAAUCGCGAGGCCAAACAAUGCCUUUUUGCAAAUUUGUCUAAAUCAAUAUAAAAGUUACACUAUAUCUAUGUAUGUAUUUAGCAUUUACUAAAUUCAAUAUACACAAAACAUCCAUAUUAUAUAUUUUUAU